Messenger RNA from Acanthamoeba castellanii str. Neff, 297 nucleotides. RefSeq lists its product as uncharacterized. Lineage: Eukaryota; Discosea; Longamoebia; Acanthamoebidae. The transcript is spliced from 2 exons. The coding region runs from base 1 to 297 and encodes 98 amino acids. The record is from RefSeq and is a predicted model, not a curated record.
AUGGCCAACGUGAGGCUGACCCACAAGCACAGCUCACGCGCCGAUUGGAGGCGGAGGCGGUGGCCCGGCAGGCACGGGACGUGGCGGGACUGGCCGAAGCCACGGAGGAGCACCAGGCCUUCCUCCGCGCGUGGCGCGAUCUGCUGCAGGCCCAGGUCUCCGCCCACAGCGCGACCACUCCCCAAGAAGCCGAAGCAGCCCAUAAACAAGUCUGAACACAAGUAUUUUUAUUUAUAUUUGUUUACCGCUCUCUUGCUCAGUUGUCGGCGUCGGCCUGGAGCAGCAGGUCCAUGGUGA